AUGGCAUUUGCAGAAGUAACACCUCUGCUGCACUUUAGUGGGAUUGUGGGUAAAGAAGAGCGGCGCGGCUUGUGGGGGCGGCGCAAUGCCGGAGCUGGAGCUCUGCUGACCUCCUACACAAAGAAAGAUCAGGAUGGAGGAGAGGAUAAAACCGCUCAAAAGAAGAAAGUGAAAGAGCUAAAAGUUCUCGAUGGAAAAUCGUCCCAGAACCUUUCUAUUUUCCUGGGCUCGAACAGAUUGCCGUACGAGGAGAUGAAGAAUGUAAUUCUGGAGGUGAACGAGAAGGCGCUUACAGAGAACAUGGUGCAGAGUUUGCUGAAGUUAUUGCCUGAGGAGGAGCAGCUGAACGUGCUAUCAGAGAUGAAGGAUGAAUAUGACGAUCUCGCAGAAUCUGAACAGUUCGGAGUCGUGAUAAGUUCAGUGAAACGGCUGAAGCCGCGUCUCAGUGCCAUCUUGUUCCGCCUGCAGUUCGAGGAGCAGAUAAACAACGUGAAGCCAGAUAUUGUGGCCGUGACGGCAGCGUGCGAGGAGAUGACCAAGAGCGAUAACUUUGCCAAGCUCCUUCAGCUUAUCCUGGUCGUUGGCAACUACAUGAACGCUGGCUCGCGCAAUGCCAAGGCUUUCGGCUUCGGCAUCAGCUAUCUGUGCAAGCUCAGAGACACCAAGUCCGCAGAUCAGAAGCAGACCCUGUUGCAUUUCCUAGCAGACAUGUGUCAGGAGAGUUAUCCUGAUGUCAUGCACUUCCCUGAGGACCUUAUUCACCUGGAGAAAGCUAGCAGAGUCUCGGCUGAGACACUGCAGAAAAAUCUGGAUCAGAUGGGGAAGCAGAUCAAGAAUCUGGAGAAGGACAUUGAGACGUUCCCUCCUCCCCAAAAUGAAAAGGAUAAGUUUGUCGAGAAGAUGACCAUCUUUGUGGCAUCUGCGCGAGAGCAGUUUGAGAAGCUCCAGCUGAUGCACGGCAACAUGGAGAAGCAGUAUGAAGACCUGGGCAAGUACUUUGUCUUUGACCCUAAGAAGAUAAGCCCUGAGGAGCUUUUUGGAGACCUCUUUAACUUCAAGAACAUGUUCCAGCAAGCCGUGAUGGAGAAUCAGAAACGUAAGGAAGCAGAGGAAAAGAUGCGCAGGGCCAAACUCGCGAAAGAGAAAGCCGAAAAAGAGAAAGAGGAGAGACAGAAGAAAAUAAACGCCGGACACACACUCAACAUCAAUGACGAUGGCGAUGAGACAGGAAUUAUGGACGGCCUGUUGGAGGCGCUGCAAUCAGGAGCUGCUUUCAAGAGGAAGAGAGCACCACGGCAAGCGGGAAAUCGGAGGGGAGCUGGCCAUGCAGUGACAAACAUUCUCGCCAAAGAGCUGCUGCAGGAAGAAGCCAAGCCCAACAUCACAGCCAAGAAGACUCGAACAGACAACGACAGCAAGAAGGCGGAGUCGGCAGACGACACAGGUUCGCUGGAGGAACUCUUGGACGACGGCCCUCGACGGUCUCAUUAGGAGCUUCCUGUAGUGACCAGCCCUGUCCUGCUUAAGGAGACAGUUGGUUGGACGUAGUUUGGAGGCCAAACAUGACAGCAGGUCUUUCUCUGACCCACAGGCCCGUAUAAGACUUCAUGGCUCACAAUUGGCCAAUUUUACUGUAGAGGCGUGGCUCAUUAGCUCCACCACUGACUGGAGCUUAGGGUGUGCUACCACCACAACUGCCCUUAUCCACUGCCCUGUUUUUUCAUCAAUUUUUCACGUAUUUCAGUACUUUUUGAAGGGAAAAAUCGGAUCAACCCAAAGGUCUGUUCAUACAUAACAUGAUGCAUCUUUCUGCACUUAUAUUUAGUUUCUUGCUACUUUUAGUUAUUUCUCAGUACUUUGUAUCUAUACACAGAAAUUCAUUUUUUGUUAGUUUUUUUUCCCUUUCCCUGGAGCCAAGUGUAGCUACUAUGCAAAAACAUACUGUAUACGGAGUGUUAAAUAAAAUGUUCCAUUACAUCAGUACAAGUGCCAACUAAUAGCUUAGAACUGUACUUACCAGCAAAUUGUUCAAAAAGAGUGUGCCUUAAGUGGAGUAGAAACCAAACACAGGUAGGCAUGAGAGAGAGAGAGAGUGUGUGAGUGUGUGUGUGUGUGUGUGUGUGUGUUAGUGUUGUGUCUUAGUUAAAUUAAAGGUCUGGUACCUCAUCGUGAGACUAUUUUUCCCUGAAAGAUUGUUUUUCUUUUAGAAAGCUCUAGCUUCUCGCUAUACAGAGUGUUUACACACUGCUCUGUGUAAUUAAUGAACUGCAUCAACUGUAGUAAACAUUCUCAGUUCUAUUCUGUGUAUGUCUAAGCGAUAUGUCUUGAAUUUCCUGCACACUUGAUCGCUGCCGAGAAAAUUCUGCGCCUGUUAUCCUGUAUGAGAUUGAUUUAAGACAGAUUUUGAGUUUGUCUGCGCCAGAUGAACAAACAGUUCAUCUGCUGCAUGUGUGGAAAUUAGCCAUCAGGACAAAAAGAGAAUCAGUAGAAUACUUUAGUUACAUCUCUCUCAGUUUUCAGAAACAUAACCGAAGUUCAAUAUUUUUUUGCUGGAAAUGACAAGCGUUUUAGCGAAAUGUUUCUUGCUGUCUCACUGCUCUUACACUUACCAACAAUUAUACUGUUUGCUGGAACAAUAUACACUUAUUUUUGUUUUUUAGUAGACAUUUUUGUCCUGAAUGUACAGUAGCAUCAUCUCCAUUGGUCUUGAGACACUGGACACAUGCUUGUUGACUGCAAGGCAUCAGUGUAUGACGCCAUGCUUAUAUCCUGAGCAGAUGAGCUUUCUGUUUAAUCCUGAUAAGGAGUUUUUCUAGACAAGUAUUUCCUACUGCAUGGGUGACUGUAGAAUGUGUGUGAGUGUUAUUUAGUAGACCAUGGAGCUUGUGUGAGAAGCACUUUUCAAAUUAAUUGAGGAAGAUUUAGCCAUAGAACUGAUUCUCACAUGCUCACCAUGGAUUUCACUUGCCUGCCAUUUGUACCAGAGAAUUACUUGUUUAUGUAUGUGAAAAUGAUAGAGCAAUAAAAGAAAAGGUGGGGAAACUGUAGUUUUAAGUUCGUUUACACCUCACAGAUCAGAUUUCAAGAGAUUUAUUUUUAAGCUUUGAAUUUGCAGUUUUUUCGUAAGCUCACCAUAACUGAAAAAUGGCUCACUAUAUAUUAAUGUCAAAAUAAAUGCACACACAGUAAGUGAAAGCUUUUUUUUUUCUUCUUCUUCUUCAUUUGGAUGGGCAGAGUUUUCCAGAGCUCUCUGGAAGCCAAACCUCGGUUCUAACUUUAGGUCACUGCUGGAUGAAUCAGAGCCUCACGUGGCAUUUACUGAACAUUUCUGUUCAAGUAUGGGAACUGAUUGAUUUAUGUAGAUGCUGGACAGCAUUAUUACAUCACUGGAUUGAGAAAAAUACAACACGUAGUCUUUUUUUUCCAUUUUAUGGACAGAUUUUUCUUUCUAUAUAAAAUUUUAUUGAUUGUUUUAUUUUUAAGAAUAAUGUAAGUAGAAAUGCACUUCGUAUUGUGUGUGUAUAUUGUAUUGUCUUUAAAGAAACCAAUGCUUCCAAUUCUGUUAAAUCUUUGCCAUUAAAAAAUACUUUAGUACUA
This is a messenger RNA of Clarias gariepinus (North African catfish), 3597 nucleotides long. RefSeq names its product protein diaphanous homolog 1 (gene diaph1). The coding region runs from base 1 to 1491 and encodes 496 amino acids. The transcript is spliced from 12 exons. NCBI's taxonomy places the organism in Eukaryota, Metazoa, Chordata, Actinopteri, Siluriformes, Clariidae. The record is from RefSeq and is a predicted model, not a curated record. Gene Ontology annotation, cellular component: actin filament; cytoplasm. Gene Ontology annotation, biological process: actin filament polymerization. Gene Ontology annotation, molecular function: actin binding; microtubule binding.